ACAAGAAGAUGAUCAGUUAGCCACUCUGUGAGCUGCUAACCUAGUCGGGAAGUUGCAAUAUUAUGUUGUUGACAGCUGAAUCUUGAAGAAACGAUGCGGGUUAUCGGCUGUUUGCAGGUGAAGGUUAACGUGUCAGGGUUCUUCAUUGUUAAGAUUUGAGAGCCGGAAAAAUUACCGAAGCUAGUUAGCUUAGCUUCGCUAACGGUAUCGAGGCCAGAGGCUGUAUCGUCUCUGUUUAGUUAACGUGGAUGUUCGGCAGGAGGCUGAACUAAACUAACAACGGUCGUUAACUAACGGCCACUGUACGGGGCAUGCUGUUUAACUCGACGAGCACGAAUAAGAGUCCGUGUUAAAAGUGUAGGUGUAUUUUAGCAGGAGAUUAGCCGAAAAGAAAAGUGCAGCCAUGGACGAUUUUAGCUCGAUCAGCCUGCUCUCUCUUGCGAUGCUGGUGGGAUGUUAUGUGGCCGGGACAAUUCCUUUAGCAGUCAACUUUUCAGAGGAGAAGCUGAAGCUGAUCACUGUGCUGGGAGCCGGGCUGCUCUGUGGAACUGCACUUGCUGUUAUCAUUCCUGAAGGGGUCCACGCACUGUAUGAGGAAAUCCUUGAAGGUGGAAGCCACAGUCAGGGCCAGGUUGGAGUUGUGGAGGUGUCCGAGACGAAGGCUGAAGCAGAAGUGGCCCUCGGUGCCGGUGGGAAACAUGAACACAGCCACGAGCAGCUUCACGCCUGCAUCGGAGUGUCUCUGGUCCUGGGCUUCGUCUUCAUGCUGCUGGUGGACCAGAUAGGAAGUUCUCAUGUGCACAACACUGAAGAUCCAGAGUCAGCGAGAGUCACCUCUUCAAAAAUCACCACCACCCUGGGUCUGGUGGUCCACGCUGCAGCUGAUGGAGUGGCGCUCGGAGCUGCUGCCUCUACCUCUCAGACCAGCGUUCAGCUCAUUGUCUUUGUAGCCAUCAUGCUGCACAAGGCCCCAGCAGCGUUUGGCCUGGUCUCUUUCCUGAUGCAUGCUGGUCUUGAGAGGAACCGCAUCCGCAAACAUCUCCUGGUCUUCGCCCUGGCAGCACCCGUCCUCGCCAUGCUCACGUUUUUAGGCCUCAGUCAGAGCAGCAAAGAGGCCCUGUCAGACAUCAACGCCACAGGUGUCGCCAUGCUGUUCUCCGCCGGCACCUUCCUCUACGUGGCCACCGUCCACGUCCUCCCUGAGGUGGGCGGCGGCGGCCACAGCCACGCUCCGGCGGGAGGGAACGGAGGGAAAGGACUGAGCAAGGUGGAAGUGGGAGCGCUGGUGCUGGGCUGCCUCAUCCCUCUGGUGCUGUCAGUCGGUCACCACCAUUAGACCCCGCGGCUCAGGACGGAGUGAAGACGGGUGUACAGGGGAAAGAAGCAGAAACAGAGACUUCAAACAUUGUGGAUUUAAAUGUCUUAUUGCUUGUCUGCUGAUGGACCUCGCGGACCAGACUGGUGCUCGUUGCGGGGACAUCUCAUGACUCAAAACUGAAUAUGAAACAGGGAACGAAUGAUGUUAGGGAAAUCAGAGUUGUUGCGGUGACGACCAAGGCACACGACAAUGUUUUUUUUUUGUUUUUUUCUUCUUCUUCUUCUUCCUCCUGACACUGAUGACGAAACAUGGUACAGCUACUGUAUGUGUCCAUUUCUGCCACCAGAUAUAUUGAUCUUCUUCUGCGAGGCCAGAGGACAGUCAGCUCAGUUAAUCUAGAUCACUGUGGAGCUUUCAGUGUUGCAUUAUUGUGCUUGUCCAAAAGUCAAAGAACCAACCCUGAUUUCAUCACAGUGACGUUUUGCUAGACGGCAGUUGCACAGUGAGAUUUAGAUAGUCUUGAUCAAACUUGUGAUAUCGAGAAAGUAAAACCUUUUUUUAAUAUAAUUGUACAGAUCUCUUAGCAACAAUCCAGACUGAUUUGAACUGAUUUUCAAGUGCCAUAUUAGCGAGUUUGGAGCAGAAGAAACUGCGGCGUGAGGACGUUACAGUUUGUAGUUUCUUAUUUUUCUUAGCAACACAGAUGUUGUUCUCGCAGCCAGCUGUGGAGCAGGAGGAGGGAUCAGCCUGAGUAAACCAGCCAGAAGCUCCUUACAGUUUUUGCUUUGGUUGGCGAGUUCGUCAAACAUGCGGAUGUUUAUCCUGUUAGAAAAAUCAGUGGUGACGAGCUGUUUCUUGGCCUGAUGGGAAGCCGAGUUAUAAUGGCCACUGAUGGUGUGUUUCUUAUAAAACCACGCGCUUAGGUUUCUGGUCUCGUCAGUUCAAAGUGGAGCUCUGCGUGAGGACGAGACGCAGCCAGCUUCAACGCAUCGCAACAAAAUCUGUCACUUUUCUUUGACCUGUUUAGUUUCUGGAUGUUUAUUUCUGUUCUGUUUUACCUGGAGAGUAAUUCUAGAGAUUACAGGAAAGAUGUAUAGAAGUGUCUUCAGUGACUCUGACUACAGAGCGUUACUAAGCUUCUUUAGAGAUGGAGGGUCAUUUCAGCAGCUCUGAAUGAAUGAGUGACUCGUCCUCUGGAGGUCGUGACCUGGAUGAACUUGUGUAGGGACCAUCGGCUCAGGAGGACAGACAUCUUACAGGUUUUGUGAGAAUUUUGAACAAACCUAUUUUUUUUAGUUAGUUUGCUCCUCAAUAAUUAAUUAUACCUGAGCAAUAAUUGUAAGAAAAAAGAAAAAAAAAAAGGGGGCGAACUCGGGAGUGCAGCUGAGUGAAAUGGCUACAGAAGGUUCGCCUUCAUCUUCAAAGCACUCGUUAUGUGAUUCACAUAUCAAGGUCUGUCAGAUAGAUGCUCUUGAACGCAGCCUUGCCCCGACGUCCCCGUCUCUGCUCCAUUAGAACGUGAAGCGGUUGAUGCAUUAAAAUCUUAAGUAGGCUGCUCCCUCUUCUAUCAGGACACAUGGAUAUUGUGAGUGUUUCUGUAUCACUGUGCCUGCUCACAGCAGAGCUCAUGUGUAUGUAUAUGUAUGUUGUACAGAGAAACUUCUUCUUCCACAGUCACCACAGGUGGAACUGCUUACUCACAAAUACAUUUUUAUUUUUUAACUUGA
This is a messenger RNA of Seriola aureovittata, 3045 nucleotides long. RefSeq names its product solute carrier family 39 member 9 (gene slc39a9). Gene Ontology annotation, biological process: zinc ion transport; transmembrane transport. Gene Ontology annotation, molecular function: metal ion transmembrane transporter activity. The coding region runs from base 404 to 1336 and encodes 310 amino acids. NCBI's taxonomy places the organism in Eukaryota, Metazoa, Chordata, Actinopteri, Carangiformes, Carangidae. The record is from RefSeq and is a predicted model, not a curated record. Gene Ontology annotation, cellular component: membrane. The transcript has 7 exons.